AUGGCCGCGCCGCAGACUCGCCGCCACCUGCAGGCCGCCUUCCUCCGCAGCAAGCCCCCCGCCCCCGCCCCCGUCAACGGGAAGGCCGGCGCGACCAAUGGGAAACCCGCCGCCGCCUCCUCCAAGCCCAACUCGCCCGCCUCGCCCGCCCAGGCACCACCAACGUCGUCGCUGGAGGAUAGGACGGUGAAGCAGCUCAGGCUGGCCAAGGCCCUGACUCUCCCGGAGGCCACCGCGGUGUCCGAGGCGUGCAGGAGGAUGGCCGCCAGGCGCGCCGACGCCAAAGGGGUGCUCUCAGGCAUCGUCACGGCCGAGGACAAACUGGAAAGGGGGAUUGGUGAUGGAUACACAGAACUAUUUAUUGCCACCGAGGCACUGCAGAAGAUGGUCCAAGGCAAAUUUCGGCAUCUUCCUGUAGUGGAGCAUGGUGAGGUCAUUGCCAUGUUGGAUAUUACCAAGUUCCUCUAUGAUGCGAUUUCUAGAAUGGAAAAGGCAGCAGAACAAGGUAGUGCUAUUGCCGCUGCUAUGGAAAGGGUCAAACGGCAGUGGGGAAAUGAAUUUGCAGGUCCGCACACGUUAAUAGAAAAUCUUCGAGAACACAUGUUCAAGCCUUCCUUAUCAACUAUCAUAACUGAAAAUAGCAGUGUUCCAUCAGUAUCUCCAUCAGAUCUGGUAACUGUAGCUGCCAAAAAGAUGAGAGAGUACCAAGUUAACUCAGUGGUUGUCAUGACAGGGAACAUGCUGCAAGGCAUUCUCACUUCCAAGGAUUUGGUUUUGCGAGUAGUGGCACAAAAUCUGUCCCCAGAGGUGACUCUGGUAGAAAAGGUCAUGACUGCAAGUCCUGAUUGUGCUACAUUGGACACAUCAAUCCUCGAGGCUCUGCAAUCAAUGCAAGAUAGAAAAUGUCGUCAUAUUCUUGUUGCGGACAAAAGAGGACAGAUUGUCGCCUGUUUGGACGCUCUACAGUUAACCCACACAGCCAUCUCCAUGGUUGAGGGAGCCUCUGGACCAAACAAUGUGGCAAAUACCAUGGUUCAGAAGUUUUGGGAUUCAGCACUUGCCUUGCAUCCUGCAGAAGACUAUGACUGGCAUAGUGACGAAUCUCGUACGGCAGCCUCAGACAGUGCUGAAGGAAAGCAAACACCCCCUCAUGUUGGCAAUGCAUUCUCUUUCAAAAUUGAAGACAGAAAAGGGCGAAUGCACAGAUUCAGUUGCGUUUCAGAAAGCUUAGAAGAGCUUGUGUCUGCUAUUGCAUACAGAUUAGGAACAGAAAACAAGAAGGCGAAUGUAAACCUUAUGUACAAUGACGACGAAGUUGAUAGAGUACUUCUGGCUACCGACGCCGACCUGGUUGCAGCAAUUGAACAUGCCAGAUCAGCAGGAUGGAAGGUUCUGAGGCUGCACAUGGACGACGGGUCAAAGAUCAGCGCAGAUCCCACACCGGCGUCGUCUGUGGAUACCUCAUCAGCAAGGAGAAGCUGGCCGUCCCUCCGGCUAGGUACAGUGGCCAGUGCAGCUGCUAUUGCUGGCGUCGGGGCAAUCGUCUACUUGAGAUGCUCUCGGCAAUGACUUCAAUAUACAUACCUCAGACUCAAAGAGCAUACUUCAACACUGCAUAGAUGUACUACGCAAGAGGAGGAUCACACAAAUCACGGCGGCAAUAAGGCUCUUGCCAAGCCUCUACACUGAAUUUUUCUCCAGGGUUUGCAGUCAUUCUAAAUGGACUUCAGAGAGCGUUUCUUCUUCUUCUUUAGUGAUCAAUUUCUGACAGCAGGGGUGUAUGUUCAGUUGUUUUUUCUCUGACUUUGGUUCAUCCUGAUGAACUAACAAUAACAUGAAUUAGUGUUUCUUUUUGCGCUGGAACUCUAAUCAGCCUAUAUAUUAUGGCUAAUUGACUGGUUGUCUCUUCAGCCUAUAUAUUAACAUGGAUCAAA
Molecule: messenger RNA, 1934 nt
Organism: Triticum urartu
Lineage: Eukaryota; Viridiplantae; Streptophyta; Magnoliopsida; Poales; Poaceae
Source: RefSeq, a predicted model, not a curated record